Messenger RNA from Besnoitia besnoiti, 471 nucleotides. RefSeq lists its product as uncharacterized. The coding region runs from base 1 to 471 and encodes 156 amino acids. The transcript has 5 exons. The record is from RefSeq and is a predicted model, not a curated record. Lineage: Eukaryota; Apicomplexa; Conoidasida; Eucoccidiorida; Sarcocystidae.
AUGAAGUUAGUGUGUGUAUUAGCAGUGGGAGUGUUGCCUGCAUUAAGGACAGCGGCGCAGCAGACGGCGGGGACCGAGUCAGCGGGAACCCAGCAGAAGACGACAAACCACCGGCUUUCAGCUGCUGCGCUCUAUCACAGGCUCCGCGUCCCGGUUUCGCGCAGUGGAGGCCACGCUCUGCCAUCCUAUUUUCCGUAUCAAGAAUACGCUCGCGCGAAGCAGGAAGAAGCAGCGAAAGACGCGAAACCAGAGCAAACGCUGCCUCCGCCUUGCCGUCCGGCUGCAUCGAAAGCAGCCAAAUCAUACGUUCCUGUCGGGGAACCGGCUGACAUGAAGGCUGUCAGUCUCAUACCUCCCCCUUCAGCCGUCCCAGUGAAAGAGUCUCCAAAAAUGCCAAACGUCCGUGCCCUUCGCGAGGUGAUGGGAGGAUUCCUAGAAAAAAGAGCUGUGCCAGUAUCUCUGCAUCACUGA